AUGAGUGAAGCCUCCAUAAAGAAGAGACCUAUCUCAGCUCGCUCGAUUGUGACUGAAUUGAGUGGAUCCGGUAUAUUAAACCCAACACCUGCUGACUCUGAGGAAUCUGAACCAAUGAUGGUUGAACUGUGUCUUUCUCAAGAGAAGUUGAAAAUCCUGUCUGGCUCUGACAGUCUACAGGAAGUGACCUCACUGGAAAUGUGUGUUGACACUCGACAAGACACUCUGGGCAACUUUGGUGUCUACUUGCCUAAGCUUGCACAGCUGAAAAUGAACAACAGUUUGAUCUUAUCUCUUCGGGACCUCGGAACCAGCCUUUCCCACCUGCAGGUCUUAUGGCUGGCUCGUUGCGGUCUGACCGACCUGGAGGGAAUUGCUUCUUUUGUGUCCUUAAAGGAACUGUAUGUACCAUACAACAACAUAUCAGAUCUGAGCCCACUUGGUAUUCUGGAACAUCUAGAGCUACUGGAUCUGGAGGGGAACAAUAUAGAUGAUCUGUCCCAACUGUGGUAUUUGGGCCAUUUUGCAAAGCUCAGAACCCUUUCCCUGGAGGGAAACCCAGUGUGCACCAGCCGCAGUCCAGGGACAUCAGAGGUAAAGGAAGAGGUAGACUACAGCUACAGGUCUGCAGUCUGUGAGUUUAUUCCUCAGCUAAGAUAUCUGGAUGAUAUACCUGCUGAUAAGGACAAACCUCAAAGCUGUAGAACUCCACUGGAGGACUGGACUCUUCUCAAAGAAUCAAUUAAAGACUGCUCCAUUAAUAACAGCCUGGAACAGACAGAUACAGAGGAGAGAUCUAUCAGUGUACGUGGCAUCAGACCCAGUUCUGCCUGGCUCCUGAGUCUGAGAUCAUCCUCCAGCAGUCUCUCCAGUCGCUCUGGCAGUGCCAGACCUCUCACUUCCUGCACUGGUUCAAGACCAGGCUCGACUGACUCCAAACUAGCCAUCCUGGAACAUGAAGCCAGUGAUCUAACAAAUGGUGUCGGCAGUUUUCUCUGUGGGAAUCCUCUACAGGCUGCUCGCGCACGAAGACAGAAAUUAAAGCUCCAAAACUCCCGUUCUCAAACCCGACCCAGCACAAGGCUUAGUAGUUAUAUUCCUGAACACAUGUAUGACCACGAAGAGUCGAGCAGUCAAGACCGCAGUGUGGUUUUUGCUGAACUCAGAAGCUGGAGAAUAGAGCAUGAUAAACGUCUGUUGUCUAUUGAGAAGGACCGGCAGCCACAGGUAAUGAAAAUCCUCCACAGCGAUGAUGAUGAUGAUGAAGGCAGCUACAAUCAUAGUUUUGGUAGUGAUGACAACACUAGAGGGGAGGAAGAGGAACAAGAAAGGACUGACAGAGAUACAACCUCUCCUGAUUCGUCCUUUCAAUCUACCUCACCAGAUCAGUACCAUCAGAUGUCAGAGUCCCCAGAGAUAUUCGGACUAUCCUCUUCAUCAGACAGCACUAUGUCUCCCUCACCCCCUCCGAACGCCGUAGCGCCCCCUUGUGGUCGGAGGGUAGCACCAAUCCGUGCAAGGAGACUCAGACCUCAUAAUAACACUGAAAUCUAUAUGCCAAGGCCAUCAGAUGAAACCCAUGUGACUGAUUCACGACCCAUACAGACAAACUUGGGACCCCAGAGUACCAUGAUUGUAAAAUUUCAGCUUGUGUCUCCUCAAAUCCUCCACAAACCACAAAGACCAUCCACUAGUUCUGUAGUCACCCCUCAUAGAGCUCAAUGGUCAGAGGCUACUGUGAAUCAUCGACAAUCACACAACCAACAUACACCAAUCAUACUUUCUAACACAUCUACAAAACUUUUACCCACACGUCCACAAACAGCCAGAGCUGCAUUGCAGAGGCUGCCAGACCGAGCCAGACUGCCUGCUCGAAGAAAUGCCCACAUGGAAUGAUGGAUUGUGGGUCUGACUGGGUCAUUUAUAUCAUCACUGCUGCAACUUGAGAGGCUUUUAGCAGUCGUUAGAGUUCUUGUGAAGUUAAGGAGUCUUUGUCGAAAAGUAAUUAAGUUCUCUUGAAUCCAAUGUCCAUAUGGAAUGUAUUGAGAUGUUGGAAUUAUCUAGGUUCCUCUUUUAUUUUUGGAUGCUGCAUAAUACAUUUGGUCUAUUUUAUAAAGUCAGUUUUUUUUUUUCUACAGAAUCUUUGUACUUUAAAGAUCAUUUUAAGCCAACAAAAAUUCAGUAAAAGUUAUAAGAGAAGGCAACUAACAUGCCCAUGGUAUUCUUUUAUUCAACAUCAAUAAAAUGAUGUUUUUUUUUAGUUCACUUAAUUAAUCCUGGGGUU
This is a messenger RNA of Myxocyprinus asiaticus (Chinese sucker), 2284 nucleotides long. RefSeq names its product leucine-rich repeat-containing protein 56-like. NCBI's taxonomy places the organism in Eukaryota, Metazoa, Chordata, Actinopteri, Cypriniformes, Catostomidae. The transcript is spliced from 12 exons. The record is from RefSeq and is a predicted model, not a curated record. The coding region runs from base 1 to 1896 and encodes 631 amino acids. Gene Ontology annotation, molecular function: protein binding.